Micropterus dolomieu (smallmouth bass) is the source of this 973-nucleotide messenger RNA. RefSeq names its product transmembrane protein 74B (gene tmem74b). Bases 113 to 973 code for a protein of 286 amino acids. The record is from RefSeq and is a predicted model, not a curated record. The transcript is spliced from 3 exons. NCBI's taxonomy places the organism in Eukaryota, Metazoa, Chordata, Actinopteri, Centrarchiformes, Centrarchidae.
GGAAGUGACAGCGAUGAUGAAAGAAAAAUGGAAAUAAAUAGGCCUAAUUAUCAAGUGAGGAUAAUGCAGAGCAGAGGGGUUGUGAAGACAUGAGCACAUCGGACACAUUUAGAUGGAGUCUUCUUUCAAUGCCGUAGAGCUCCGGGAGCUGCGGGGUGGUGGAGGCCGGCGAGGCGUGUCUCCGACACCACCCUCAGCACCCUGGACAGCGGCCACAGUGGGCUGCGCUGCCCGGGGGUUCGAGAACGCCUCCUACCAGCAGGACGAGGAGCUCGGCCACCAGCAGGGGGCCACAGCGUCGGCGGGGCGUCCGCCCUCAGCUUCAGGCAACAGCAAGGGGGAGCAGCAGAAUCAGGAGAUCUCUCCGCGGUCAUAUGAUGAGGAGGAAGGAGGUGGAGGGCAGGAGGACGGCCAGGACUUCACUGAGUUCAGCCCCGCUGAUGAUCACUCUGCUGACUACGGCUUCAUCUUCGCCCUGGUGUUCCUGGUGAGCGGGAUCGUCCUGGUGGUCAUAGCCUACACCAUCCCGCGAGAGGCCAAAGUCGACCCGGACUCCGUGUCGGCUCGCCAGAUGGAGAAGCUGGAGAUGUACUACGCCCAGCUGGGCUCCCACCUGGACAAGUGCAUCAUCGCGGGCCUGGGCCUGCUGACCCUGGGAGGGAUGUUCCUGUCUAUGCUGCUCAUGGUGUCCAUCUGCCGGGGCGAGAUGUACCGACGCAGGGCGGCGUUUGUUCGACCUAAGAGGACUUACGGUUCCAUCAACCUGAGGAUGAAGCAGCUGGCGACUGGAGAGGCAGUAAGCGGCGAGGGCGGGGACGGAGGUGAGGAUUUUUUGGUGGAACGUGCAGAGACAGGGAAUAACAUUCAGCCAGGACCUAGUGGGGACUCCAAAUCAGAACCAGGACCAAGCAGACACCCUCCUCCUGCCACAUCUUCCUCUUCUUCUACAAAUGCAGCACAUGGAGUCAACUAG